GGAUUUUUGAAAAUUGAAAAUUGAUGUCAAUUAAAAAUUGAAAGCUUUCCCGUUGCGACUAAUUUAGUUUUAGUUUAUGAAUGUAACUUUGAGAAUAAUUGUGAUUUUAAUAAUUGUGACCCUUCCCAAUUUCUAGGUAAUCUUGUUAAUUAAAGCACAUGGUUGGAGUAGUAUUAGCCUAUUAGGCGUGUAAUUCGGACCAAUCUAAUAGUAAUUAGCCAUUUCUUGUUUUGGAAGUGAAAAACUAGUUCCGUUUCAUUCAAACAAGAAAUUGGAAAUUUCAGAAAUUGGUUUGAAAGAAUUUGUUCCAAAAUCAGAAAAUUUUCGAAUAGAAGAAAUCAGCAAUCUAACUGUAAUAUUGGGUAAAAAUCGAAAUUUUUGGAUUUUUUUGAGAUUGAAAAUCGGAUUGGAAAUCGAAAUCUCAUAUUUACUCCAAUUUGGAUCCAAGAAAUUUCGAAAAAUCGGAACUCGGAAUUUCAGAAUUCGGAUUGAAAAAUAUUAUUCUAAAAUCAGAAAAUGUUAGAUCAACAUCAGCAAAAACAUAAAAAAUUCUUUGCUAUUGGAUUCAUUGCAGCCCAUGAUAAGCCCUUUCUCGAAUUAAUGUGAGAGAGCCCAGAAGAAGGAAGGAAGGAAAAAAAAAAAAACAGAAAAAAGGAAAAAACUUCGUUUACUCGUUGAGUUCUUGAAAUUACAGUUGAAACUAUGAUUCUUUGAUACCAAAUGGGAAGAAGACGAUGAGACAUGGAAUAUUAAGCAAAAUCAGAUUUCUAGACCAACCCAAUACGAAUUUCCCGCUUAUAGAGGUUAGCUCUGUAACUGAGUUUUCUGUGGCAUCAGCUCUUCAGAAUUACAUAAACUCAGAUCAUCCCUCACACGGCCGAAAGAUCCAUCCCCUCAUACUCAAAGCUGGUAUCGAACCCAAUGUCAAUAUCUCCAUCAAACUCCUCAUCAUGUACGUCAAGUCCUCCUGUUUAUCAGACGCGCGCCAGGUGUUUGAUGAAUUGCCUCGCCGAACUUUAUCGGCCUACAAUUACAUGAUAUCGGGCUAUACUAAACACGGGUUUGUCGAUAAAUCUUUUGAUUUGGUUCGAGAACUGUGCCUCUCGAAUGAAAAGCCCGACGGAUACACAUUUUCGAUGAUUUUGAAGGGUUCGACUAGCGGAAAUGCAGGGUCACGUUUACCUUUUACGGGGCGUGAGGUUCAUGCCCAGAUAUUGAAAUCCAAUGUUGAAGGUGAUGAUGUGCUUUACACCGCAUUGGUUGCCUCGUAUGUGAAGAGUGGGAGGGUUGAGUACGCAAGAAGAGUGUUCGAUUUAAUGUUGGACCAGAACGUGAUUUGUUCGACAUCGAUGAUCACAGGGUACAUGAACCAAGGCCGUUUGGAAGAUGCCGAGGAUGUAUUUCACAAGACUGUGGAGAAGGAUGUGGUGGUUUACAACGCCAUGAUCGAAGGAUACAGUGAAUCAGUCGAGACGGCUAAGAAGGCGAUACAUAUAUUCAUCGAUAUGCAGAGCCUAAAUUUCAGGCCUACGAUAUCUACUUUUGCAAGUAUUAUCGGUGCUUGUUCUCUUUUGUCAGCAUUCGAAAUCGGCCAGCAGAUCCAAGGGCAGUUAAUGAAAACCGAGCUUUUCACAGACAUAAAGAUUGGCAGUGCUCUGAUAGACAUGUACUCCAAAUGUGGGAGAACCGAUGAUGCAAGAUCCAUUUUUGAUUCCAUGCCGAGAAAGAACGUCUAUUCGUGGACUUCAAUGAUUGAUGGAUACGGGAAAAACGGGUGUCCAAACGAAUCGCUCGAACUCUUCGAUAGAAUGAUAAGCGAACGUCACACUAAACCAAAUUACGUUACUUUUCUCGGUGCACUCUCUGCAUGUGCCCAUGCAGGAUUAGUUGCCAAAGGGAGGAAGAUAUUCGAGUGCAUGGAUCGGGUUUACUCGAUGAAGCCAAGAAUGGAGCACUACGCAUGCAUGGUAGAUCUAUUAGGGCGUGCGGGGAGUUUGAACCAGGCGCUUCAAUUCGUGAUGCAAAUGUCCGAAAGGCCUAAUUCCGACGUUUGGGCGGCUUUGCUGAGUUCUUGCAGACUCCAUGGCGAUGUGGAGCUCGCGAAAAUAGCAGCGAACGAGCUUUUCAAAGUGAGUGGAGAGAGUAGGCCUGGAGCGUAUGUUGCUUUGUCGAACGCGUUAGCUGAUGCUGGGAAAUGGGAUAGUGUGAGCCAAUUGAGGGAGUUGAUGAAAGCGAGAGGAAUAUCGAAAGGAACGGGGUUCACUUGGAUUGGAACCGAUGCUGGUUUAGAAGCUUUUCAUGCUGGCCAGUCACUGUGAUUUAUCAUGGCAGUAUUAUUUGUCAGGUUUUUUUAAAAGAAACCGCCUCUGGUGCAAAAACCCAUCAUCGACGAAGUAUCAGUUAAUCAACUUGAA
Erythranthe guttata (spotted monkey flower) is the source of this 2414-nucleotide messenger RNA. NCBI's taxonomy places the organism in Eukaryota, Viridiplantae, Streptophyta, Magnoliopsida, Lamiales, Phrymaceae. The record is from RefSeq and is a predicted model, not a curated record.